This is a messenger RNA of Acanthoscelides obtectus, 2879 nucleotides long. Lineage: Eukaryota; Metazoa; Arthropoda; Insecta; Coleoptera; Chrysomelidae. The record is from the annotation of a GenBank genome assembly.
CGCUCAUCUGAAACGGUACACUUAAAACUGGUCUUGUUGCGUGCGACGUGCGAGCUCAGUUGUUUUUUAUAAUUUUAUUGCACACCACAGUGCAUUUGUGCGCUCCUCAGAUCAACAAAAAUGUGAUAUUCUGUAGAAAGCUUUAUAUAAGUGUCGUCACAGUUUACAGUAAAUUUUGGAAAGUACAAAUAUCGUUAGCGUGCAAUGAACUCGGAACUGCUUUAAAUCCUUAAUGAACGUAGUGUUGAUGUGCUAAUAAUGAUUAUAGGAUAACAAGGAGUCUGGAAUACAACCUAAAAAUUUGGGUAUGAGAAACAUAUCGCUAUGUUAUUUUCUCUGUGAAAAGUAAAAAGUACUUUUCUCCGCAUAACCUCCCUCUGCACAAGGCCCAGCUAAGUACUACUCACAUGUUUGGGGUGCUGCCGCCCCGACUAUAUUAUCGAUGGGUUCCCACGGCGGCCAUGAUUUCAGACGGGUUGACAAAGACAAAUUAAACAUUGCAAAAUAAUAUUUAGUCCGGGAAGUAUCUUUGCAUCCCUUGGUAAAGUAAUCUGAGCGAAUUUUUGUUUAAUCAACGAAUGGCAUCAAGUAGGGUGACUUUGCAUUCCUACCCAAUCGCAAUCGUAUCAUAAACGUACAGUAGACACACUUUCAAAUUAAGUUAGUCAAGCAGGCCAAGUGACAUUGGAUGUAAAAUGACUCCUUUUAACUGAAUUGCACGUUGCUAGUCUCAAUAUAUUUCCUCUACGGACAGCCUGCAUAGGUAACAAAAACUGACUCGAGAUUCGCACUUUAUCAAAAACAGAGUUCCAAAAUGUUAUGGAAAGUGUUAUUCUUGCUCUUGUGUCUGAGCUGUGUCUAUUCCAAAGAUCCCGAUAUUGAGGAGGAGGAAAUUGCAGCUUAUAAUUUUAUGGCAAUUCUUAAUAAAAAGACCGAAGAGAUGUUGAAUAAGUAUCAACAUGCAAAAUGGGACUAUGAAACUAAUCUGACGGAUGAAAACUUACAGAGGAAGCUUGAAGUUGGAGCCGAAAUGGCAAAGUUUCAAAAAGAAGCUUGGCAACAGGUUAUUAGUUUUGACUGGAGGAGAUUUUCAGACUAUUACUUAAGAAGGCAGUUUUUCCUCUACUCUGUAUUAGGUACCAAUUUCUGUUUUUGUCAUAGCUUACAACAGUUCACUAUUUUUAUCCGACUAAUUCACGAGCUACAGACCAAACGGCUUGAUGGAUUCUGAUAUAAUGAGGUGAUGGUGCCUUACCUCCAGAGAAAUAUAAAAAGCUGAAAAAAAUAAUAGGGGACAUGGAAAAUAUUUUCUCCACGGCUAAAAUUUGUGCUUAUAAUGAUACGCAGAACUGUGAUCUAGCCCUCAACCCUGACAUAACCAAUAUCAUGUCGUCGUCUAGAAACGAGGAAGAAUUGAAGCAUGUAUGGGUAGCAUGGAGAGAUGCCGUAGGUCCAAAAUGUCGCUCACUUUUCGAAGAAUACGUUCAGUUAAGCAACGAAGCUGCUAGAUUGAACAACUUCACUGAUACAUCAGAAUAUUGGUUGAAUGGAUACGAGGACCCCCAUUUCGAAGACAAAAUCCAAAACAUUUACGAGCAACUCAAACCGCUAUACUUACAGUUACAUGCUUAUGUAAGAUUCAAGUUGAGGCAGAAAUACGGAGAUGUCGUCUCAGAAACUGGUCCUAUUCCUGCGCAUUUAUUAGGAGACAUAAUGGCUCAGAACUGGAGAGAAAUUGCAGACUUCACUUUACCGUUUCCAAAUGUGGGGGACAAUGAUCUUACUCAGGAACUAAUUGAUCAGAAUUACACAGCAAUCCAAAUAGCGAAAACGGCUGAAGAUUUCUUCAAAUCCUUAAACCUAACAGAGAUGCCUGAGUCGUUCUGGGAGAAGUCCAUAUUUACAAAGUCCGAAGACAAACCAAUGGUGUGUAUGGCUAGUUCGUGGGAUUUUAGCGACGGGAAAGACUUCAGGGUGAAGCUAUGCAUCCAUAUUACUUUGACAGAUUUCACUAUAACUCAUCAUGAAAUGGGUCAUAUUGAGUACUAUUUGCAUUACAAGAAUUUGCCUGUUAAGUUCAGAGGCGGUGCUAAUGAUGGUUUUCAUGAAGCAGUUGGUGACCUUAUCUCCCUCUCUGUGCUCUCUACGAAACACUUGAGGCAGAUUGGACUGAUCAAUACGAAUAUUGAUAACAGAGUUGACAUGAAUAACUUAUACAAAGUUGGAUUGCACAAAAUAAUGUUUCUACCUUUCUCAUACCUUAUGGAGCUGUGGCGGUGGGAUAUAUUUUCAGGAAAAACAAAACCAGAAGAUUACAACUGCAAGUGGUGGGAGUUAAGGGAGAAAUAUCAAGGAGUUGAAUCUCCUGUAGAUAGAUCUGAAGAAGACUUUGAUCCAGCUUCUAAGUAUCACAUCAUCUCCAACACUCCAUACUUGAGGUAUUUCAUCGCUCUGAUACUCCAGUUCCAAUUUCAUCGAACCCUAUGCGAAAAGGCUGGUCAAUACGAUCCUAUCAGUCACUACAGUCAUCUCCAUAACUGCGAUAUCUAUCAAAGUACUGAAGCAGGGAAUGCACUCAAGAGAAUGCUAGCAAUGGGUGCCUCUAGACCUUGGCCUGAUGCAUUGGAAGCCUUAACCGGACAAAGACAGAUGGACGCCACGGCGAUAUUGGAAUAUUUCCAACCACUGCACGAAUGGUUGAAGAACGAGAACAAGAAAAACGGUGCAUAUAUCGGCUGGGAAUCUUCAAAAAGAGUUUGUACCAGGACAAAGAAGGAACCGGAGAACGUGAAUUUUUAGUAUUAUUUGUUUCAUACGUAUUUUAUAUUAAACUGUGUCCUGGGAUAAUUAUCAUUUUAUUAAAGAUUAUUUUAUAUCCA